AUGUCGGAUGCCCUGCCUUCCGGCCAGCCUCUUCAGCCAGGGAGUCCCAUUGAAGCUGACAUUAAAGAACACUCCUUGCCGGUGACCUCCCCCGAGUCGGCUGACGGAGAUGGUCUUGGUCAUUCCAUGAAGCCAUGGGAGAUCCACCUGGCCUUUGCUAGUCUCGCCACUGGAGGAUUCCUGGCUGCAUUGGAUCAGACCAUCACGUCGACAUCGAUGCCUACUAUCGCGUCGGAAUUCCAUUCUCUCAACGAGCAGAGCUGGAUCGCGACGUCGUAUCUGAUUACUUCUACGGUGUUUCAGCCCUUCUUCGGGCGGGCGUCUGAUCUCUGGGGUUGCAAAGCCACGCUUAUCACUGCUAUACUCCUAUUCGAAUUCGGGUCACUGAUGACCGCGACUGCACAAAAUUAUGUAUGGCUAUGCUGUGCCAGGGCUGUCGCCGGCAUUGGCGGGGCCGGGUUACUGGUUGUCAUUAUGAUAAUGAUCAGCCAAAUGGUUCCAAUCAGAGAACGAGGCCGAUACAUGGGCGUGAUGUACGCUCGACUCGCUCUCGCAAAUGUACUUGGACCGGUGCUUGGUGGUAUUUUCACCCACGACGUGUCCUGGCGCUGGUGCUUCUAUAUAAACCUGCCCAUCGGUGGUCUUGCAAUCGUCAUUAUCCUCUCUCUGUUCAACAAAAUGCCUGACCAAAAGAAGAAGAAAGUGACCCUCGCUGACAUCGAUUUUGGAGGGAUCGUAAUCCUGUCGGUUUCUGUCGUGCUUCUCCUCCUUGCCCUCGCCUGGGGAGGCGUCAUCUAUCCUUGGAGCAGCCGCCAAGUCAUCGCUCUCCUCGUAGUCGGAGGUGCACUGAUUCCUGUAUUUGUGGUUUACGAGAUGCGGGUGCCGAGUACUCCUAUCAUUCCCCUCACAAUGUUCCGGCAUCGGAAUGUCGUGAUGGCGACUACCAACUACUUCUUCACAAACAUGGUAGUAUACGGCCUUGCUGCAUAUAUCCCAACGUACUUCCAGCUCGUGAAAGGGGACACCCAGCUCGUUUCUGGCCUCGAACUGCUGCCAUACAUCCUCCCGUUAUCCAUUUCCUCGGUGGUAGUUGGAAUACUCAUACAGAAGACGGGCUGGGUCCGACCUUGGCUCUGGGCCGGAGGUAUAGUUAAUCUUCUGGGCUCCGGGCUUUGCAUCCUCAUCAACCAGAGGACGCCUCGUGGACCGGAAUUCGCCUUCCUGAUCAUAGCUGGCGUGGGCAUGGGCUUCGUCUUCCAAACUAACACGGUGGCUGCUCAGAGUCAGGCCGAAAGCGGCGAGCUCGCCAGCAUCACGACCAUGACUAUGUGGAGCAAGAGUCUGGGCGGGAUCGUGGGCAUCUCAGUCCAGGGUAGUAUCAUACAGAACGUCCUAAACAGCCAUAUCCUUGGCAAUCCGGUGUCUGCUCCUUACAUCCAAGCGUCCGAGUCCGUCACUCUGCUACGGCAGGCUCCAGUGCAGGUCCAGGCAAUCGUGCGCAUGGCAUACGGGGAGGCAUUCUCCUCGAUGAUGAUCGCUACGACUGCCCUCGUCGCAAUGGGAUUUUUGUCGUCGCUGUUCGCCGGUCCUGUACCUCUGGGGAAGAAGAGCAAGCGGGGUGAUAAUGGCACAAGAUCCGACGACAUAGAGCUGGGGAAUGCAGCGCAGGAGAAAGUUCGGGCUGCCAAGACUGGAUAG
Molecule: messenger RNA, 1698 nt
Organism: Gloeophyllum trabeum ATCC 11539
Lineage: Eukaryota; Fungi; Basidiomycota; Agaricomycetes; Gloeophyllales; Gloeophyllaceae
Product: MFS general substrate transporter
Exons: 11
Coding region: 1-1698 (565 amino acids)
Biological process (GO): transmembrane transport
Molecular function (GO): transmembrane transporter activity
Source: RefSeq, a predicted model, not a curated record